Molecule: messenger RNA, 2473 nt
Organism: Xenopus laevis (African clawed frog)
Lineage: Eukaryota; Metazoa; Chordata; Amphibia; Anura; Pipidae
Gene: fbxo43.S
Product: F-box protein 43 S homeolog
Biological process (GO): regulation of mitotic nuclear division; negative regulation of meiotic nuclear division; protein ubiquitination
Cellular component (GO): nucleus
Molecular function (GO): zinc ion binding
Source: RefSeq, marked provisional
CUCAGUUUUGUUAAUCCUGAGCAAGAGAUACUCUCCAGGUGACCCUCCAGGGAAGAUUCAGGCAUACAGAAGAAAGAAACAAGAGAUGGCACACCGAUGCUCUCUGCUAGAGAAUUUUUCUGUGCAUCUCUCGACGACAACUGGGGCAAAGAAAAAGGUUGACCACCAAGAUACUUCAAUAUCGGUGUCACAGGACAGCGGCUACAGUGAUUCUCUAAAGGGAUUCAGCCCAGACUCUCAUAAAAGUGGUAAUUUAUUGGAAACUGUGACCGAAGCGUAUGAAAAUUCCGAAAACAUAGAUCCCACCUUGAUACUGUCUCCAAUAAACCAUGAACUCUCUUGGGGAGCAGACACAAGGGAAUCCAAGCAGCUUGUGCCGAUUUAUGAAACCCCUCGAAUUAGCAAGAAGGAUUUCUCACUUCGUAGAAGGCUGCUCAUUUCUAAAGCCACCUCAGGAGGAAACCUAGAUUUUGAUGCAUCUGCGUGUUCGGCAAAAAGUUAUGGCCGGGAAAAGUCCCUUCGGAGUAUUUCAAGUUAUGAAGGAAGCCUUUCCAAUAGCUUUGCAGAUUCCCCAAGAAACAGCAGCUAUAAGCCAACAGCCACCAGCACUUUAAAGACAGAGCCUGAAUCUGAAACAUCUUGCAAAAAAUGGAGACUAUCUUUUGCUCAACAGAGGAGUUCCACCUUAGAUGAUUCUAAAAGUGACAGUAUUCCUUUACCUGAAGUGGAAAAUAUAUCUCCAGUUCAACAUUCAUUGGCUAGUUCAAAUGACGACCGCAUACCGUAUGAAGAGAAUAUAUUCGGAGCACCAACAACCCCAACUUGUAAUUUAAUUGCCAAAGAAGAGUUCCAGACUCCUAUUAGUAACCUUGCAGCAAGUUUAAGCUUUAAUUUAUGCACUCCUGGUGUUGCCCAUGACAGUGACUUUGAUAUCUCUGUAACUGAGGACAGCGCAUUUCACUCUCUUAGCCUGGAUAAGUCACAGGAUUCAAUCACUGAUCAUGAGGGUUCUUUUCAAGAACUAAUUCAAAAACCCAGGGAAACCCCCAAAGCCGCUCACAAUAAAAGUCGCCUACGCAAAUUAGAUCGUUGUAGGAGAUUAUCCACCCUUCGAGAGCGUGGAUCUCAGUCUGAGGAAGAAGGCAUUGAGGCCCCUCUGUUGAGUUCUUCUUAUAAGUUAAAGGUUGCAAGAGCGUCGGUAACUGAAGAAAAUGAGUUCAGCUCAGAUGAAAGCAGAGUCCAUUCUCUUUUAAGCAGUAAUGAUUUAACAGGAACACCUGCGCUCCGUGUUCUCCAUGAAAUGUUGCUGAGAAGCAACCAGAAAAGGCCCCAACAGGCCACCGUGCAGGAUCUCCUGGGUAGUUCAUGUUGUUUUGAAUUGCCAGUGGAUUCUCUUUCAGGACUUAUUGGCAGGAAAAUGGGUUUAGAGACCAUUGAUAUUUUAGCUGAACUGAAACACAGAAAUUUAAAGCAUAUACUUGCAUCGAUUUUGGCCCAUGUAAACGUGGAAAGUAUUUGCAGUAUGUGUCAAGUUAGCAGAGAUUGGCGUGAUGUUGUUCUCCAAGAUAAGCGCACACAUCAGAGAAAGAAAGCAUACCUAAAAAAUCUGAAAACUGAAGCUGAUCAAGGACGGCAGCUUUCCUUAGAAGACUCUGCAACCAGACUAAACAUUUUAAGCCGAUCAGCUCUAAGAUCUGUUCAGAUUCAAGCUAGGAGUGCAUUUCAGACACCAACCUCUUCCUUCACUCCAGGAGAUAAAAAACCCAUCCAGUCAGCAAGCAAACACCAAGAAUAUCUUAAGGUUGCCAAAACCCUGUUUACGGACGAAGCCUUAAAACCAUGUCCACGGUGCCAGUACCCUGCAAAAUAUCAAGCACUAAAGAAAAGAGGCAAGUGCAGUAGAAAAGACUGUGGGUUUGAUUUCUGCAUUCUUUGUCUGUGCACUUUCCACGGUUCAAAGGAAUGCGGCACUGGAUCAGCAAAGAGGAUACCUAAAAAAGAAGCACUUCCUGGAAGUGCCCAAAGCAAAAGGAAUUUGAAGAGACUUUGAAGUCUGUCUUCCUGCCAGAUUCCUGUUUUAUCAGUUUGUUUUUAAGGGGUUCAUGGUUGGGAGUAUGUAUGAUCAGAAGCUUUAUAAAUGUACAUUUGUUCUGUAGAUUCUGUGGAUCGUUUAAGGAUUGCAAUACAUUCACAUAUUUAAACACUGUGGUGCAAUUUAGGGUGAAAAUUUGGAAUGCAAAGUAUACACUCGGCAACCAUAGCACUUAAUACCAGUAUCUUGCACCCAAAGUGUGUCUAUCUGUGACUGUUUGAAAGCUCCCACAGAUUUUAUGUGUAUAUACAUUAAUUUGUUUAAUGUUGCCAUGUCUCUUGUUUUAUAGUUUGUUUUUUUUUUAUAAAAUGAUAAAAGUAUGUUGUCGUCCUAUUUGCUUUUUUUCCCUGAUGCAUUUUUAAUAAAAUAUUUUAGAAUAAA